GUAUUACAACCACGGUGACAGAGUGAUUCAAUUCAUACUCUGAAAAGUCAGGGCGCACUCCGGGAGACAGACUGCUGUAACUGCUCUGAUACAUCGGCUCUGUCACCGAGAGCAGCUUAUUCGGUUAACGACUCAUAGCCUAACCAAUGGCUAAGGGAGAAGGUGUGGAACAGUAUUCUGCUGCGAAUUUAUUACAAAAACCGACAAGUCCAGACGGGAUCAAAUUAGCCGUUAAGCACGAGCAGGUGACCAGGCUGUCGGUAUGCAACAAGAUCUGCUACGCCAUCGGGGGCGCCCCCUACCAGAUCACGGGGUGCGCGCUGGGCUUCUUCCUCCAGAUCUACCUGCUGGACGUGGCACAGCUGGACCCUUUCUAUGCCUCCAUCAUCCUGUUCGUUGGUCGGGCCUGGGAUGCCAUUACUGACCCCACUGUCGGCUUUCUCGUCAGCAGGAGCCCCUGGACCCGAUACGGAAGAAUGAUGCCCUGGAUUCUGCUCUCUACCCCGUUUGCAGUGGCGUCGUACAUGUUGAUCUGGUACGUCCCAGCGUUUGAGCAGGGCAAGGUGGUCUGGUACCUCGUCUGCUACUGCCUGUUCCAGACCCUGCAGACGUGUUUCCAUGUGCCCUAUUCGGCCCUCACCAUGUUCAUAAGCUCGGAGCAGAAGGAGCGGGACUCGGCCACCGCCUACAGAAUGACAGUGGAGGUGCUUGGGACGGUAUUGGGCACAGCUAUCCAGGGACAGAUUGUAGGGGCCUCCAAUGCCCCCUGUAUUCGAGGGGAACUGGAUGAGGUCAAGGAGUUCAAUUCCACGGCUGCUGAGUCUGACAUGAACACCACCCAGACUCACGUGUCCCUGGCUGAAACAAGAAGCGCUUACCUGAUCGCAUCCGGGGUCAUCAGUGCCAUUUACGUCCUCUGUGCCAUCAUCCUGGUCUUGGGAGUGCGGGAGAAGAAAGACGCGGGCCGACACAAGUCGGAGAAGCCCAUGACGUUCUUCCAGGGUAUGCGUCUGGUCAUGGGACACGGGCCUUACGCCAAGCUGGUCAUCGGCUUCCUGUUCACCUCCCUGGCCUUCAUGCUGUUGGAAGGAAACUUUGCUCUCUUCUGCUCUUACACCCUGGGCUUCAGAAACGACUUCCAGAACAUCCUGCUGGCCAUCAUGCUGUCUGCUACCUUGAGUAUUCCAUUCUGGCAGUGGUUCCUGACCAGAUUUGGGAAGAAGACCGCUGUGUAUGUUGGGAUCUCGUGGGUGGUUCCCUUCAUGAUCCUCAUCGUCUCCAUUAAGAGCAAUCUGAUCGUGGCCUACGUGGUGUCUGUUGCUGCUGGCAUCAGUGUGGCUGCUGCCUUCCUCCUGCCCUGGUCCAUGCUUCCAGAUGUAGUGGAUGAUUUCAAGGUGAAAAAUCCCGACUCCCGGGGCUACGAGGCUAUUUUUUACUCCUUCUACGUCUUCUUCACCAAAUUUGCCUCCGGCGUGUCCCUGGGAAUCUCCACGCUGAGUCUCGACUUUGCUGGAUACCUGACGAGAGGCUGCACACAGCCAGAGGCCGUGAAUUUAACCCUCCGGAUGCUGAUCUCGCCGGCGCCCAUCGUGCUGAUCAUCCUGGGCCUGAUCAUCUUCAAGCUGUACCCCAUCGACGAGGAGACGCGCCAGGGCAACCGCAAGCUGCUGCAGGAACUGCGGGAAAGCGAGCAGGACUCGGAGACAGACUCACACGAGAUGGGAAGCACAGUGUAAUGGCGGCUCAGCCAGCACGGGGACACCUAGGACGUUGCACAGGAUGAUGGUGGAGGCGAUGGGUCUGUCCUGGCUGGGCGGCGAGAGUUUAGCUACGAAACGGAGGGGGGGGGGGAUUGAGAGAAAAACACUUCUGGCCAGCACUGCUGCUUAAAGCCCAGCUCGGGAAAAGAGCAGAACGGAACCUGACCAGCCCUGGGCCUGCAGCGCACAUGGGCUUCCGCAGCUCGGAAAUCUGAGCGACACGGAAUGGACGUCAACUGUAUUUCUCGUCUUGUCUGUGUUCGUUUCCUUGUAGUGUGGGUGGGCGAUUUUGAAAGAGGAGCGACCCGUUCUAACCUGCCAAACAAGCAAGGCAACUGCAAUCAAAUAAACGCAAAGUCUGAGUCUCACAGGCAGGGUAAAUGCUUUUGGUGAGAGCAGAACUAACCAGCAAUUUAAUACAAAUAUAUGACAAACUGUGGGAGCAAGAAACUCCCUUUAUGUACAAUAUUUGCACAGUACGAUUCAAUGCUUAAGAAACCUUAGCCUCAGGUUUAUGACAAUGAUUGCCCACUGUCCUGCUGCUGCAUUUCCAGCAUCUGGUUACUGCCAAGUGCAUUACGAUAAACAUGUUUAUGCAGCUGGAUGUUUCAGUUUUGGAUUAAUAUUGACCUUGACUAACUAUAGAUCAUGUUUCCCUUUCUCGGGAAUUGCUUGAAGCACUUAUAAGUGAAUGGUUUAGAGUGGGGAGUAAGUCCUAAAAGUUGGAAGGCGUGAAAAGAGGAAGGCAGGAGCCCGAGUGAAGUAUUUAUUGAACUGAAACCUGUCGAGUUGGAACAAUUUGUGUAAGUAGGACCUGCUUGCUCCUACUUUUAUAAAUGUGUUACGUAGGCUUCCUUGUAUUUAUUAUUUAUGCAUGAUGCACAGGCUUCUCCAACUGCUCUCUGAAAGCUGUGGGUGGGAGUGCCACUUGUAAAAUGAGGUAUUUCUAUGGAGCCCCUGUUGCUGUGUUAAUGGCACUUUUGAUCUUUGCUGGAACCAAUAUUCCCUGAAAAGACUGCAUGUUCAGAGCACAGGGUAUCCAGCCCUUGGCCAUAUUGUUUACUGAGAAGGUUUACGUAAAUCUUAGCCUCCGUGUCUGCUGACAUGAGCUCUUUCAUACUUCUUCACAAAUAAUUGAGAAAUAAGUUGGAAAAAUGUGAGGGAAAAAGGUAAAACAAAUUUAGAGAACUCUAAUAUUUAUUUUGCAGUUUUGGGGAAGAAAAUUACUGUAAGUUGGUGGGACAGGAGGGGGCUAUAAUUGUCUUGUGUAAAUGGUAACUGCGUCCAGGGAUGGAUAGUUACUAGUGGUGACUGUGGAGAGCCUAAUGAUGUGGUAGCUGCUGGAUGUUUCACAAAUAGAAGAGAUUUCAUAUCUUUAAAAGGUAUGGAAAUUAGAAACUUCAUAUAUAUAUUAUAUUACAGCUUCAUAUGUUAUACAUAUGUUUAUGCCUUUGAAGAAGGCAACAUUUUGUAGAAACACGCAGUAUGUGGACCAUUCUGGAGAAGACGGCCUCAGCCCACACUGGCUCGUCUUAAAGCAGGCGGGGAAUUGCUUUGACUCUUCCCUGUCUGUAAUACUCUACUCUUCAGUGGACAAGUGCCAGACUCUUUUGCAUAAGAACAGUCUUACAACCAACAGGAGGACAACUCUGCUUUAAACCAGUAGGUGCUUAAAAAGGAGUGCAACAUCAUUUUACAUUUCACCAAAGACACUAGGCUGACUAUUUUAAACUCAGAGGUUAACAGUUUAAGAUGUACAUCAGGAGUUCUCCAGCCCAGGUCUAGAGGAGUUCCAAUCCAGUGGGUUUUAUAGAUACCCUUUGAAUCAACUGGUGGUAAAUCCUGAACUGUUUAAACAGGUAUGGUGUUCCAUUCAGUAUUAGUUCCCUUCAUUGAAACAUGUAAGUGAACAAUUACUGCAACAAGUGUCUUAAUCUUUACUGAAGUGAUUGAAGGUGACCUAGAAGAAUAAUUGGACUGGGGCACUCCAGGACCAGGGCUGGAGCUCCCUGUGGCAGAAUUCAAGACCAAAUUGAUCAAACAGGAGCUUUGAAUGGAUAGAAGCUUAAGCACCAAGAUCUACAGUCUGCAAUGGCAGCAGUUACUUGAUCUAAACUGUCCCUCAACUUGUUCCCCCCCCCCCCAUCUGCUAGGGGCUGCUUUUCUUUUGGGGGAGGGAGAGGAGGAGAGAGAACUUUCGUUAGAGCAGCUCUUGAAGACAGAGGUCAUUACUGUACCCCUUCUUAUUGUACAUAGUGUAAAUACUUGCUCAGCUGGUGUGGUUAUGAUGUUUAACAUGAAGACUAAUUUUGUAAUUAAAUUAAUUCUGUCCAGGAGUUGUUUUUGUUUGAUAUUGACAAGUCUUCUAAUAAUAAAGGGUGCAGUUAUGGAAGAUGAA
Messenger RNA from Lepisosteus oculatus (spotted gar), 4158 nucleotides. RefSeq names its product MFSD2 lysolipid transporter A, lysophospholipid b (gene mfsd2ab). The record is from RefSeq and is a predicted model, not a curated record. Gene Ontology annotation, cellular component: plasma membrane. Gene Ontology annotation, biological process: carbohydrate transport. Gene Ontology annotation, molecular function: lysophospholipid:sodium symporter activity. Lineage: Eukaryota; Metazoa; Chordata; Actinopteri; Semionotiformes; Lepisosteidae.